AUGGCAAGAACAGGUGCUCUUGAACGAGUGGUUUCCGUACUCUUGCUUGACCGUAUUUUGUUUUUGAAUGUGUUUUUUCACAUGCGCAGAAGACGGAGACUUGUCAAACUAAAACAUGAUGAUGACACAGUCAUCUUUUUAGAGAUAGAGAAUGACGCUGAAACAGCGAAAAGAUUAUUUCGCAGACUCUGGGGCAUAAAGGCCAUGCCUUUGGCGCCUUUGAUAUCAUUGUGCUUCGAUACUGUGGGUUUAGGAAGGGCCCAAAAGGUAAAUUCAUCAUACCAGGGUCAUUGA
This is a messenger RNA of Chondrus crispus (carragheen), 294 nucleotides long. RefSeq lists its product as hypothetical. The record is from RefSeq and is a predicted model, not a curated record. The transcript has a single exon. NCBI's taxonomy places the organism in Eukaryota, Rhodophyta, Florideophyceae, Gigartinales, Gigartinaceae. The coding region runs from base 1 to 294 and encodes 97 amino acids.